UUUUAAAAAUGUUUGAUUCUUCUGAUGAAUCUAGAGACGAAGAAAUUAGUUUGGCAGAAGCUCGCCGUCCAUAUCAAAUAAAUUUAAAUAGUGAUACUGAAUUAAUUAGGAAUAAUACUAGCAAAUGUUGUGGGAGAAGAAAUAAAAGAAAAUCUCUAAUCAAAAUAUUAAUUCCUCGUGUUUUUGUUUUGGUGCUUACAACUAUUUAUGUUUUUAUAAUUGCUGCAACUUUUUAUUCUGUUGAAAAUGAAAAAGAAAGAGAGGAACUUGCCAAAUACGAAGAAUCGAUAAAAAUAAUAAAAAAUAAUUUAAUGGCACAACUACACAAUUUAUCUCCACAAAUCCCAAUUGAAAGGCUUUAUCAAGAAACUAAUGAAUUUAGCAAUAAACUUUUAGAAAUUGGACGGAAAAGAGGCAAAAGAGGAAUUUCCUCUUUAAAUAAAGAAAAACAACAAUUAAAUAUUCAACAAAAUUGGACAUUUGUUAAUUCGAUUUUGUUUGCCAUUUCUUUAAUUUCGAGAAUUGGUAAUGUUGUAAUACUGUCGGACCUCACUUAUAUAUCACAUAUAGAGACCGGACAGGGAGUUGAUCCGUUGAUUUUGAAGUUUUGA
Molecule: messenger RNA, 611 nt
Organism: Meloidogyne enterolobii
Lineage: Eukaryota; Metazoa; Nematoda; Chromadorea; Rhabditida; Meloidogynidae
Source: the annotation of a GenBank genome assembly